Molecule: messenger RNA, 2934 nt
Organism: Delphinapterus leucas (beluga whale)
Lineage: Eukaryota; Metazoa; Chordata; Mammalia; Artiodactyla; Monodontidae
Gene: DNAJC22
Product: DnaJ heat shock protein family (Hsp40) member C22
Cellular component (GO): membrane
Source: RefSeq, a predicted model, not a curated record
GGGGCCAGGGAGGGCCUUGGGGAGGGGCCUGGCCAGGACGGCCCGACUUCCGUGACACAGCAAACACAGAAAGACAAAGUCCAUUUGCAUGGACGUGGGAGCGGAAAGAGAGGGGCCAUUUUGACUCUGUGGUCAAAGGAGAUGACUGAUCUGAUGGGGUUUGGGAGCCGAGGUGCCCAGGUACUGCUGCUCACUCUGGGACUAGCGGGUGCUGGCUGGUGGUCAGGAGGCCCGCUCUGUGUAGAGGGGAGAGACUAGCAGGGGCACUUUACGCCUGGUUUGAUAUCCUGGGGAUUCAUCGGGCCGCUGUGGAGAGACUUUACAAGUUUGCCCUGGAAGGAGGUGGUUGAAUUGCGGGGUGCCAGGGUCUAGGUCAAAAUGUAGUUUUUCAGAGCUGGAGGGAACUGAGGACUUCUUUCAAGGUUGACUUGUGGAAUGAUGUCCUGGUCUGGAGAGAUGGGAGGCUGGAGAGGGGCUAAAAUCUCCGCCAAGUGUCUGAGGGCAGCCACAGUCGGAGCUGGGGCCGGGUGGAGCGGGCUGUGUGGCAGGGGACUUUUAAAAUGUGUAGGAACUUUCGGGGACAUUGUAUUCACUCCGAUUCAUUCCACCUCGACCCCCGCACCCCGCUGACCAGGAGGUCAGAGGUCUGAGGGAAGGUCUGAAAUUUAAGCUUCUGCUUUUUAUUGUCCGUGUGCUGAGUUCUCAGUUACUCAACUGAAAGCAUUUCAAACAUUCUUCUCCCCUAAAUUUGGAGUCACUGUGGUUGUAAAACACAGAGAUGAGGUGCUAGACCUAAGGGUAUGGGAGAACCACAAUUUCAGGGAAACUCAGGAAGAUCUGGACUUGACUAAUAUUGGAAGGAGAAAUGGUUACUGUGUGGGGACCUGGAUAUAAUCUUAUGACUGCUUUUUUCCAUGUCUUAGGGUCUAAGGAUAACUCUGGACCCGUGACUGCCAUGAUUCUCACAGAUGAUCCCAGAUUUUGGCAUUCUGAGCAAUGGCAGGGGCCACUGGACUUGUUCUGAGACCCUUCUCCUAGAGGAUGGCCACAGGGCUCCUGAUGACCUAUGCCCUCUGGGCUGUAGGGGGCCUUGCUGGGCUCCAUCACCUGUACCUUGGGUGGAACAGCCACGCACAGCUCUGGAUGCCCCUGGGGGGCGGGGGAGGGGAAGGGGGCCUAGGCUGGCUCUGGGAAUUCUGGAAGUUCCCAAGCUUUGUUGCUCAGGCCAACAGACCCCAGCGGCAGAGGCAGAGUUCAGGAGGGGGGACACACCCUUUGAGUCCCAUUCACUUUGCUGCCCAGAUGAUAGUGGGCAUUUAUUUUGGCCUUGUGGCUCUCAUUAGCCUCUCCUUCAUGGGCAGCUUCUAUAUUGUGGGCCUCCCACUGGCAGUUGGCUUAGGGGUUUUGCUGAUGGCUGCUGUUGGUAACCAGACCUCAGACUUUAAGAACACUCUAGGAGCAGCGUUUUGUACUUCCCCUAUUUUCUAUGGCCACCCCAUAGCCAUCCUGCCCAUCAGCUUGGCUGCUGGCAUCACAGCCCAGAAGCAUCGCCUCUGCAAAGCUUCAGUUGGGUCAGAGAUGCUCAGUGUGAGGCUCUACUGCCUGGGCUUGGCUUACCUUGCUUUCACAUGCCCGCUAGCAUACAGUGCCAUAUGCAACACGGCUGCCACCCUUAGCUAUGUGGCAGAGACCCUUGGCUCCUUCUUCAGUUGGUUCAGCUUCUUCCCCCUCCGUGGGCACCUGAUGGAGUCUGUCCUCCUGCCUUACUGGGUCUGGAAGCUGCUGGUGGGAGAUCAUGGCUUCAGCAGUGGCUACUUCCCAGAGUGGUAAAAGCUCUAUGAGUUUGUUCACAGUUUUCAGGAUUAGAAGUGUCAGUUGGCUUACCAGGUUUUGGUUCUCUCAGAGGGGGCAACAAAUGAAGAAAUACAUUGCAGAUACCUGGAGCUCGAAGACCACAAUUGGCACCAGGUGGAGGAAGCUCAGAGGCAUUUUCUGGAGAUCCAGGCUGCGUAUGAAGUCCUGAGUCAGCCCAGGAAGCCAAGGGGAUCCUGCAGGUGAGAAGAAACUUCCCUUGGAGGAUGGACUCUUCCUGGCACAGCUGAGCAGCUUGUCCCAGCCCAGCUUUGCCCACAUGAGGCAUCCCAACAGUGUUUAAGAAGCUGUCACUUGCAGUGGAGAUGAGAAAACCUUAAAGGGGUGAGAAAGCUUUUGUGGUAGAAGAAUGUAUUUAUGUUUUGAAUUUCUGAAUUCUUGGCUAUCGUAUUCCUGAUUAUUUUUUCUUAAAAUGAGAUAAUGCAAUGAAAGACAUAUUAUAAAACCAAUAAAAUAUCUUUUAGAGUCUAUACCACAUUAUUUCACCCCUGGUACAUUGAUGGAUGAUGGAGGAAGUUUACUUAACAAUUUUUUUUUUAAAUGUGCAAAGCACUGAGUUAGGUGAUUGAAGAAAAAUACAAGGGUUCUAAUACUUCACAAGGUGUCCUGUGACAAGAGGGAUUUGAUCUAUUCUGUGGGCUACCAAGGGGUAAGACUGGGGUUAAGUUUCAAAAUUUCAGAAAAAUAUUUAAAUUCCAUUUGUAGGAGAACUUUCUAGGAGCUAUACUUUUCCCAAGAAGGAACAAGCUGCUGGGGGGUAGGGGGGUAGGGUGUAAUCCCCUAUCACAGACUCUUCUAGUUGGUAUAUUGUGGAAAGCCCUCAAACUUUACACAGGUGGUUAGACUGGCUGAAUUGUCAGGUCUUCCUGAAACUUGGGAUUUGAUUCUGAGCUACACACCUUGCUCCCUCGUUGUUUACAGUCCAUUGGGGGAUAAUAACACAGGUACACAGAUAUCAAAGUCUGCCCCAUUCAGUGUUCUGAACUGUGUCCUAAGAGGUGUAAAUAGAAUGCAUUAGAAAAUUGCAGAAGGAACAGAUGACACUGUUUUAUGGGGACUCAU